Molecule: messenger RNA, 267 nt
Organism: Vittaforma corneae ATCC 50505
Lineage: Eukaryota; Fungi; Microsporidia; Nosematidae
Exons: 1
Coding region: 1-267 (88 amino acids)
Biological process (GO): monoatomic ion transmembrane transport
Molecular function (GO): proton-transporting ATPase activity, rotational mechanism
Source: RefSeq, a predicted model, not a curated record
AUGAAUAUGAAAAUUGCACUGAUCGGAAGUGAAAAAGCCGCCCAAGGAUUUGAAAUUGCAGGUUUGAAUAAAAAGGAUGGCACGGUGUAUACUUUUGAGCAUGAUUGUGAUAUUGAAAGACUAAAAGAAGCAUUCUACACUCUUAUAAACAAAAACGAUGUUGGGUUGAUAUUUAUUGCUGAAAAUUUAUCAGAAUUGCUAAAAAAUGAAAUUAAUGAGUAUAAAAAGACGCUUCCGGCUAUUCUAAAGAUUCCAUCGAGAUUCUAA